GGGGCCUUGGGGCCAUAAAUUAAAGUCAGCAAAGUCGUCAACGGUCAACGUAAAUCCCUAUUCCUGAGCUACAUCCCAUCUCAAACAUUUAACAUGUCCCAACCGACGCCCGAGCUAAACACUUUAUUUGAUCCCUUAACUUGUACGCGCAAGGGUCUUUGCCCUGUAACGCAAAUUCGCAACAAGGGCGACCCAUUGGAGAGCCACUCACUUUACUUUGAGCAGCAUGGAACGGGACCAGAAAAGAUAUUGUUCAUAAUGGGGUUGAAUGGUACUCUCUUUGCUUGGGGAUCUCAAAUUGACCACUUCGGCCACUCGGACAAGUAUACAGCGCUGGCUUUCGAUAACAGAGGCGUUGGCCACAGCGGAUCACCUAUGGGACCAUACACAACAAGUGGUAUGGCAGAAGAUGCCAUUACCCUCCUCAAUUACGUUGGGUGGACAGACAAACACAGUUUACAUGUUGUCGGUAUAUCACUUGGGGGCAUGAUAGCUCAAGAGCUCUCAACUCGCAUCCCCGAAAGAAUCAUAUCCUUGAGUCUUGUUGUCACCAAGGCCGGCGGAAGGAUCUGGAACAACUUUCCUUCACUUAGCAACGGUAUCAAGAUGUUCAGAACUUGGGUGAUGACACCUGAGGCGAAAGCAGCGUUGUUAGUCGACUUAUUAUUCCCGCAAGAAUGGUUGGACGAGAAAGCCUUGAAUGACUCAUCUGGACGGACGAACAGAGAUGUGCAGUUUGCGGCCUGGAAAAGGCGUGACAACACUAUACCUCGCCAGACCGCCAUUGGUUCCUUGUCCCAGAUGUCAGCAGCCUAUACUCACCAUUGUAGUGAUGAGCGAUUACGCACUCUUUCAUCAACAAUUCCCAAAGUUGCCAUUAUUGGCGCGGACCAGGACAAGCUUGUCGACUCGCAUAACAGCAUUUACUUGAAAAAGCAGAUGCCAGAGGCCGAGUUGAUUAUGUUCGAGAAAACAGGCCACGCGAUCUCAGGUCAAGACGUACCCAGAUUCAAUAGAACGUUGGAGAGAAUAUUUGAAGAAGGUCGAGAGAAGAUAGGAAGAGCUGAGAAUCGAAGUCACUAAACGCACGCCCUUUGCGUCGGAUAAUCCGUGCUUGUUUGAAUUACAAUAUUCUUUGUAUUUAACCAUGGGCGAAUUAUCAACAUGCUGCUGUAGUCUUCACCAAAACCAUCGGUGAGCA
Messenger RNA from Serpula lacrymans var. lacrymans S7.9, 1201 nucleotides. RefSeq lists its product as uncharacterized. Lineage: Eukaryota; Fungi; Basidiomycota; Agaricomycetes; Boletales; Serpulaceae. The coding region runs from base 94 to 1083 and encodes 329 amino acids. The record is from RefSeq and is a predicted model, not a curated record. The transcript is spliced from 7 exons.